Myotis lucifugus (little brown bat) is the source of this 678-nucleotide messenger RNA. RefSeq names its product retinoschisin 1 (gene RS1). NCBI's taxonomy places the organism in Eukaryota, Metazoa, Chordata, Mammalia, Chiroptera, Vespertilionidae. The transcript has 6 exons. The coding region runs from base 1 to 678 and encodes 225 amino acids. The record is from RefSeq and is a predicted model, not a curated record.
AUGGUACUCCCUAACCUUCAUUGCUACCUGAGAGGGCCAGUUCUGCCCAUAGCAGCCACGCUGGGAUUAUCAUCUACUGAGGAUGAGGGCGAGGACCCCUGGUAUCACAAAGUGUGCAAGUGUGAUUGCCAAGGAGGUGCCAAUACCUUGUGGUCUGCGGGCACCAACUCCUUAGACUGCAUACCAGAAUGCCCCUAUCAUAAACCCCUGGGUUUCGAGUCAGGAGAGGUUACACCAGACCAGAUCACCUGCUCCAACCCGGAGCAGUACAUGGGCUGGUAUUCGUCGUGGACUGCCAACAAGGCCCGGCUCAACAGUCAAGGUUUUGGGUGUGCCUGGCUCUCCAAGUUCCAGGACAGCAGCCAGUGGUUACAGAUAGAUCUGAAGGAGGUCAAGGUGAUUUCAGGGAUCCUCACCCAGGGUCGCUGUGACAUCGAUGAGUGGAUGACCAAAUACAGUGUGCAGUACAGGACCGAUGAGAGCCUGAACUGGAUUUACUAUAAGGACCAGACCGGAAACAACCGGGUCUUCUAUGGAAACUCGGACAGAACUUCCACAGUCCAGAACCUGCUGCGGCCGCCCAUCAUUUCCCGCUUCAUCCGGCUGAUCCCGCUGGGCUGGCACGUCCGCAUUGCCAUCCGGAUGGAGCUGCUGGAAUGUGCCAGCAAGUGUGCCUGA